This is a messenger RNA of Choloepus didactylus (southern two-toed sloth), 4306 nucleotides long. It is a transcript of the gene FAM91A1, whose product is annotated as family with sequence similarity 91 member A1. NCBI's taxonomy places the organism in Eukaryota, Metazoa, Chordata, Mammalia, Pilosa, Megalonychidae. The transcript has 24 exons. The coding region runs from base 241 to 2757 and encodes 838 amino acids. Gene Ontology annotation, biological process: intracellular protein transport. Gene Ontology annotation, cellular component: cytoplasmic vesicle; trans-Golgi network. The record is from RefSeq and is a predicted model, not a curated record.
GGAAACUAGGAAGAGAAACUUGGAGCUGGCAAGGCACUUCUGCCAUCCAUCUCUGCUCUUUCUGUUCCUCGUGGCCGGGGCCGCGCCGAGCAGUCGGGAACCCUGGCCAUGGAGCAGCCCGGGACUUCCGCAGAGUGAGGCGCGGGGCGUUCCGCGAGCUCCCCUGUCAGGCCGGGGGCGGGCAGGCGGGAGGCGUCGCUUCAGCGGCGGCCGCCGGCCGGGGCCCGGGCCCCCAGCAUCAUGAACAUAGACGUGGAGUUCCACAUCCGGCACAACUACCCCUGGAGCAAGUUGCCGGCCAAUGUGAGGCAGAGCCUUGGAAAUUCACAGAGAGAAUAUGAAAAGCAGGUGGUUCUAUACAGUAUCCGCAAUCAGUUACGGUACAGAAAUAACUUAGUUAAACAUGUCAAGAAAGAUGAACGCAAAUACUACGAGGAACUCCUGAAAUAUAGUCGAGAGCAUCUCAUGCUGUACCCUUAUCAUUUGUCGGAUAUUAUGGUUAAGGGCCUGCGGAUAACACCAUUUUCAUAUUACACUGGGAUUAUGGAGGAUAUUAUGAACAGUGAGAAAAGUUAUGAUUCAUUGCCCAAUUUUACUGCUGCUGACUGUCUAAGACUUCUUGGCAUAGGAAGAAACCAGUACAUUGAUCUUAUGAAUCAGUGUAGAUCAUCAAAAAAAUUUUUCAGACGGAAAACAGCCCGUGAUCUUUUACCAAUAAAGCCAGUGGAAAUUACCAUAGAGGCAUGGUGGGUGGUGCAGGCUGGAUAUAUCACAGAAGACGACAUAAAGAUAUGCACUUUGCCUGAGAAAUGCGCUAUUGAUAAGAUCAUCGAUUCAGGUCCUCAACUCUCUGGAUCACUAGAUUACAAUGUAGUACAUAGUUUAUAUAACAAAGGAUUUAUUUAUCUGGAUGUACCAAUAUCUGAUGACAGCUGUAUAGCAGUUCCUCCUCUUGAAGGUUUUGUAAUGAAUCGAGUACAAGGUGAUUAUUUUGAAACUCUACUCUAUAAAAUAUUUGUUUCAAUAGAUGAGCACACUAAUGUUGCAGAGCUUGCAAAUGUCCUCGAGAUAGACUUAUCCCUGGUUAAGAAUGCUGUUUCAAUGUAUUGCCGAUUGGGCUUUGCCCAUAAGAAGGGACAAGUAGUCAAUUUGGAUCAACUUCAUUCGUCGUGGAGGAAUGUUCCCUCUGUAAACAGAUUAAAGAGUACUUUAGAUCCACAAAAGAUGCUCCUGUCGUGGGAUGGUGGUGAAAGUAGGAGUCCUGUACAAGAAGUUUCAUCAGCUACUGAUACCGAUACAAAUAGUCAAGAAGAUCCAGCUGACACAGCCAGUAUAAGCAGUUUGAGUCUGUCUACAGGACAUACAAAGCGUAUUGCAUUCCUAUUUGACUCAACUCUUACUGCCUUUUUAAUGAUGGGAAAUCUUUCACCAAACUUGAAAAGUCAUGCAGUCACAAUGUUUGAAGUUGGCAAACUCUCAGAUGAGUCUCUGGACAGCUUUCUUGUAGAAUUAGAAAAGGUUCAAAGUACUGGUGAAGGAGAAGCACAGAGAUAUUUUGAUCAUGCACUUACUCUGAGAAACACAAUACUGUUUCUGCGUCAUAAUAAAGAUCUAGUUGCGCAGACUGCGCACCCAGACCAACCCAAUUAUGGUUUUCCUCUGGAUCUCUUACGCUGCGAAAGCCUUCUUGGUUUGGAUCCUGCAACUUGCAGCAGAGUUCUCAACAAAAAUUACACGUUGCUUGUUUCCAUGGCUCCUCUCACCAAUGAAAUCCGGCCCAUCAGCAGCUGUACACCUCAGCAUAUUGGACCAGCUAUCCCAGAAGUCAGUUCUGUCUGGUUUAAACUGUACAUUUAUCAUAUCACUGGGCAUGGACCACCAUCUCUCUUACUGUCCAAAGGUACAAGACUUCGAAAACUGCCAGAUAUAUUCCAGGGUUAUGAUCGAUUACUAGUAACAUCUUGGGGUCAUGAUCCUGGGGUAGUUCCUACUUCAAAUGUGCUCACGAUGUUGAAUGAUGCUUUAACACAUUCUGCGGUUCUAAUUCAGGGACAUGGUUUGCAUGGGAUAGGAGAAACUGUCCAUAUACCGUUUCCAUUUGAUGAAACUGAACUACAAGGAGAGUUUACUCGUGUCAAUAUGGCUGUUCAUAAAGCAUUGCAAAUGUUAAGGAACAAAGUGGACUUGCAGCAUUUCUGUGGAUAUGUCACCAUGUUGAAUGCUUCUAGUCACCUUGGAAACAGAAAACUCAGUGAUGCCUCUGAUGAAAAAGGGGAACCUGAUUUGGCCUCUGGCUCAGAUGUAAAUGGGAGCACGGAGUCAUUUGAAAUGGUCAUUGAGGAAGCAACUGUGGAUUCAACAACAAAGCAAAACUCUGUUGCCACAACAGAAGGAGAUUGGGUUCCUCUUGAACUGUGCUUUGGAAUUCCACUGUUUAGUUCUGAAUUAAACCGGAAGGUUUGUAGGAAAAUUGCUACACAUGGCCUUUGCAGAAAAGAGAGCCUUCAAAACCUCUUACAUUCCAGUAGAAAACUCUCUUUGCAAGUCCUUAACUUUGUUCACUCAUUCCAGGAAGGUGCUUCAAUGCUGGACAUUCACACAGAGGCCAGCUUUUCCAGUUUGCUUUCACAGUCAUCUUAUGCUGAUAUGGGAGUUGCACUUCCUGCAAAGAACUUAAUAUUUAAAGAUGGCAUCUUAUCAGAAUGGAGCGGACGGUCACCUUCCUCACUUCUUAUUGCUAAUCUCCAUUUGCAAUAAUUUGGUUACGCCAUUUGUUGCUCACCUUCUGCCUUUUUUCUUUCUUAGCUUUAGCUUUAGAGUGCCAGCCUCUAAAAAGCACCCUGCUGCUGCAGUGUAGUUCAUGCUUAAAUGAUGUUAAAAGUUUGGGGAACAUGUUAAUGUUUUCUAAAGUUUUGCUCAUUAUUGCACGUCCUAAUGCAACAAAGAGCUUUUUAGCAGCUAGCACUGUAUUUUUUACCUUGAGACAAUCUGCAUUUCUUUUAUAAAACUGAGGAUAUACUUUAUAGGCUUUAUGAUGACUGUUAUGUUUAUACACAGUCACCAUGAAUAUUGCAACAGUAAUUUUAUAUGUUAGUUUACCAAACAUAAAUCUUGUUUAAUUUUAUAUUUUGUUACCUAUACUUUAGGGGAUCAUAGGAAGAGAUGGAACUCUUCCUCUAAAAAGGCUUCUUGAUACUGAAAGUAGCAAAACUGUAAAAACAAUAUACAUUCAGUACUGAGAGAUGAUGUGGGGCAUUAAGUAUUCCUGUGGAUGUCUGUAAAUUAUGUAAAUCAGUUGAACAUUAUUGAAGGUAUGUAAAUCAGCAUAGUCAUAUGUAACUUAACCUUGAUUUAUAAGGUCUUAAUUCAGACUAUAACAAUUAAUUGGCAUCUCAUAAGAAGCUUUGGAAAACAUUCUAUUUUUAAACAAUGUUUAUAUGUGGACUUCGGUUGUCACUCUCUUUGGGCUUUAUAUUUUCAUAGAGUCUUUAUGGGAAAAUAGAAUUUUUUUCCACCCUAAUAUCCGUGGCUGCUGCACGUUUUCACCCUGAUUUUAUUUUUUGUUUAGUAGCUGCACCAGUGAAUUGUUUUGAAAUUGAAUUUGAUGUUUUCAAACCAAGGAUUGUGAUUUUAGGCUAGAAUUACAUAUUGGAAGCAUUAAGGCUAUGUCUUCUGAUCAGAACACUCUAGUGAUAUGCCUACUUUGAAGACAUAUUCUUAAGCAUUCUGGAUCUUAAAUUUAUGUGAAUAGUUUUGGAGAAAAAUGAUAAAAAUUGAAUAAUUUCAGUGUUUCUCAAGUCAUUGAUUCUUUUAGUAUCUCAAAUGUUCGUUAGAAUAAUUGGAAUCACUUUUUAGAUUUUUGAAGCUACCUUCCUUAGGAAGUUUGUGCAGUGUUAUAGUUUAGUUUAGCUCCUCUAGAGGAUAAUCAGUUACUAGUAACUGUAACUAAACUAACUGGUCAAACAUGUAUUGAAAACACUUAUAAAGCAUUAGAAAAUUUGGGAAUGUUAUAACCUAAUCAUUUUUGCUUAUACUUUUUUUUGUUAUUUAUAGACCUAUUUGUGUAUUUAACCUACUUCUGGAAAUAUAUACCUUUCUUAAAACAAUAUAAACAUGCAUUCAAUACCAUGGCCUAUCUAUAGAAUUGAGUGUUUUGGACCAGGUUGCCUGUGGCACAGUCAGUGCUGUGUUUGGGGUAAAUGCAGUAAUGUUUAAUUUUCUACUUAGUCUUAUAUGAGGUAGAAACCAAGUAUAUGUUAUAAAUGUUUGUCUAUAAAAGGAAAAAUACAUACUAAUAUUAAAAUAA